Molecule: messenger RNA, 475 nt
Organism: Eimeria necatrix
Lineage: Eukaryota; Apicomplexa; Conoidasida; Eucoccidiorida; Eimeriidae
Exons: 1
Source: RefSeq, a predicted model, not a curated record
AUGGAUGGAGCAUCAACGGCCCUGUCGUCGGCCCCGCCUGCGGACUCCGCGCCGGCCAAGUACAUUCCGCCUCACCUUCGUCGCCAGCAGCAGCAGCAGCAGCAGCAGCAGGGUGCCGCGGCGUCCGCGGCGUCCGCAGCUUCUCCCUCGGUCUCUUCCGCCGCGAGUUACCCGUCGUACCCCUCGGGGGGCCCCGGGGGCUGUUCGGGGGGCCCCGGGUUCGCGGGGGCCCCCGGGGGCCCCCGGGAGGGCUGCAUGAACGGGCGGCGGGGGGCCCCGGGGAGUUCGCCGGAGUCGCGGAGCCGGUUCAGUUGUUUGGCGGAGCGCGCGUCUCCGUCGAGCGAGUUCCGGGGGCCCCACCAGGACGGGCGCGCGAGCGCGGGGGCCUCUGGGGGCCCCCCGGGAGGGGCCCCCGGGGGCCCCCCGGGGGGCCCCGCGGCGGCGGACGGGCUGCCGGCCGCGCCGCGGGGCCCCC